This is a messenger RNA of Melitaea cinxia (Glanville fritillary), 3554 nucleotides long. RefSeq names its product DNA-directed RNA polymerase I subunit RPA2 (gene RpI135). The coding region runs from base 91 to 3483 and encodes 1130 amino acids. Gene Ontology annotation, cellular component: nucleus; RNA polymerase I complex. The transcript is spliced from 20 exons. Lineage: Eukaryota; Metazoa; Arthropoda; Insecta; Lepidoptera; Nymphalidae. The record is from RefSeq and is a predicted model, not a curated record. Gene Ontology annotation, biological process: DNA-templated transcription. Gene Ontology annotation, molecular function: DNA-directed RNA polymerase activity; ribonucleoside binding; DNA binding.
GUCAAGUUAUUGAGUUUGACACUUUCAUUCGCACGUGUUUUUUGUCUAAGUUAAUUGUGUUUUUACUAAUGUAAACGUUUAAAUAAAAUUAUGGAUCCCAAAAAGAUAUUGCAAAAGCCAUCCCUAGCUUAUACGAGCAAUCCUAAUUUCAGUAAACCGCCUAAAACACCCAACCCUUACCUACAAUGCUUAGGAACACCUCAUGUAGACUCAUUCAACUACAUGGUUCAAGAUGGUCUUAAAGCUGCUAUUGCUGACUUGAUUCCCGCCGAGUUUGAGAUGCCGAGCGGAGAAAAAAUUAAAAUAACUAUAGAUGAGGCUGCUUUUGCCAAACCUAGUGUUCCUAUGGAGGCAGUUGGUGUGAAAAACCAGAGAGUCUUGCCUACUGAAUGCCGGCAAAGAGCUGCUACAUAUAGAGGAGAUUUUAAGAUAAGGUUGAACUUUGAAAUCGAUGGAAAGUCCAUGAUUAUGGAUAGGUCGCUUGGAAGUCUUCCCAUCAUGCUAAAGUCAAAAGUGUGCCACUUAGCAGACUUAUCACCGGAGGAGCUUGUGAAACACAACGAGCAUGCCGAUGAAUGGGGUGGAUACUUUGUUAUAAAGGGUCAUGAAAGAUUAACUCGUAUGUUGCUUGUUACGCGUCGCAACUACCCCGUCGCAAUCAAACGUUCAGGCUGGAAAAUGAGAGGCAACCUCUUCUCGGAUUAUGGUGUCCUGGUACGCUGUGUGAAGCCCGAUCUUACUAGUACUAACAAUGUACUUCAUUUUCUCCAAAACGGUACCAGCAAGCUCAUGUUUUCCCAUCGCAAAGUGAUGUACUACGCUCCACUGGUGUUGAUCAUGAAGUGUCUCGUUGAUCAUCCCGACCACUACAUAUACAGACUGUUGCUACACGGGAAGAAAGAUGAUUUGUAUUAUGUUAAUUGUAUACAGAAUAUGCUCCGUGAACUACACGAGGAAGGUCUCCAUACGCAGGAGGAGUGUAGGUCCUACCUAGGUCGUAUGUUCAGACCUAGACUACAUGAGUUGCCUCCCUGGGCGACAGAGCUGGACGCAGCUGAUUUCUUGCUAACUCGGUGUGUUCUGAUCCAUCUCAACAGUUACUCGGAUAAGUUCUACGCUUUAGUUUUCAUGGCUCAGAAAUUGUAUGACCUUGUGCAGAAUAAAUGUAAGGUUGAAGGUGCUGAUGCCGUAAUGGUCCAGGAGUUACAAAUGGGAGGGCAUCUUUACCUCCAAGUUUUGAAGGAAAGAUUACAGACAUUACUGUACGUCAUAAAGGCAAAUUUAAUAAAACGAGCUAAAACUGCUAAGAAUUUUGUUAUAAGUUCGAAAGAACUACAGCAAGUUAUUCGCACUGCUGGCUCGUUGGAACAGAAGUUUGAGACAUUUUUAGCAACUGGAAACGCUCCUUCGAAUAAUGUUAACCUUGCUCAAUACAAGGGAUUGACGAUCGUCGCUGAGAACAUUAAUAGACAGCGUUAUAUGUCGCAUUUCAAGGCGAUCCACCGCGGUUCGUUCUUCAUGGAGAUGAGAACGACCGAAGCCCGACAGCUGUUGCCGGACGCGUGGGGCUUCGUAUGUCCCGUACACACGCCCGAUGGAGCCCCCUGCGGCCUGCUGAACCACCUCACAGCCUCCGCUCAGGUCACCCAGCACGCCGAUCCAAAGCAAAUAGCCAAUCUACCCUUCGUUCUAGAAACGUGUGGUAUGGAACCUAUAAGCUCAGUGGCCCACACGCCAAUAACUCAAGACGUGUACAAGUACCCAGUGUUCAUUGACGGCAAAUUAGUGGGAUAUUUAUCUGAAGAAACCGCACAGAAGAGUACUGCAUACCUCAGAACGUUGAAAGUCAAAGGUGAAGAUGUUCCCAUAACCACCGAAAUUGUGCUGAUACCCAAGAAACAGAUAUGUGCGCAAUACGCCGGAGUAUUUCUGUUUACAACUGAAGCUCGUAUGAUGAGGCCCGUUAUCAGCCUGUCUACCGGACAGUUGGAACUUAUCGGGACGAUGGAACAACUUUAUUUGGACAUUGCAGUCACACAGAACGAGAUUAUCAAAGGUAAAACAACACAUUUGGAGCUGUCGAAGUCGGCUUUCAUGAGCAACUUGGCGCAAUUGGUUCCUAUGCCAGACUGCAACCAGUCGCCCCGUAACAUGUACCAGUGCCAGAUGGGUAAACAAACCAUGGGAACCCCCAUCCACACAUGGGCAACCAACGCCGAGACCAAGCUAUAUCGCCUUCAGACCGGGGCCGCACCACUCUUCAGACCUGUACAACACGAUAACCUACGCCUAGACGACUACCCAGCUGGGACCAACGCGAUCCUAGCUGUCGUCUCCUACACGGGCUAUGAUAUGGAAGACGCGAUGAUUAUAAAUAAGUCGGCCUACGAACGUGGUUUCGCAGCUGGAACUGUGUACAAGGCUAACUUCGUGGACCUGAAGACGACGUCAUCGUACUUCUGUAGGGACCCAAGUAAACCUGAACUUAGUGCGCAUAUCGAUGAGGAUGGAUUGCCUUCCGUCGGUGCUAGAGUUCAGCCUGAAGAUCCUUUUUAUUGUUACUAUGACGGAGAAAAGAGUCAAUUCGUGGUGUCUCGAUACCACGGUACGGAAGAAGUUUUCGUGGACAGUGUGAGGCUAUGCGGAGAUUUUUCUUCGAAAUCACCUAAAAAGGCUUGCAUCAUGGUUCGGAUACAACGUAAUCCAACCGUGGGUGACAAGUUCGCUUCCCGCGCUGGUCAAAAGGGAAUUUGCUCCCAAAAAUGGGCAGCAGAAGACCUACCCUUCACGGAGUCAGGCUUGAUCCCGGAUAUCCUGUUCAACCCCCACGGUUUCCCAUCCCGUAUGACAAUCGCUAUGAUGAUCGAGUGUAUGGCGGGGAAAGCCGCGUGUCUACAUGGACAUGUCCACGACGCGACCCCGUUCCGUUUCAACGAACAGGACACAGCUAUCAACUACUUCGGUCGACUACUUGAGGCUGGCGGAUACAACUACUUCGGUACUGAGCGAAUGUACAGCGGUGUGGAUGGAAGGGAAAUGACUGCUGAUAUCUUCUGCGGAUUGGUACACUAUCAGCGACUCAGACACAUGGUCUCCGAUAAAUGGCAGGUCCGCACCACGGGCGCCGUGGACGCGCUGACGCGGCAGCCCGUGAAGGGGCGGCGGCGCGGCGGCGGCGUGCGGCUGGGCGAGAUGGAGCGCGACGCGCUGCUGUCGCACGGCGCCGCCUUCCUGCUGCAGGACCGCCUGUUCCACUGCUCCGACAAGAGCGAGGCGAUCAUCUGUUCGAAAUGCGGUACUCUACUGGGUCCUAUAGCUAGCAACGCUGAUGGAACAAAAGACUCGUGCAGACUCUGCGGCGAUGGCAACUUAUUGUCUAUUUCAAUUCCGUAUAUAUUUAAGUUCUUUGUAACGCAACUCGCGUCCGUCAAUAUUAAAAUUAAGAUCAAUUGUAACACAAAUUUAGCUGUUAAGAGUUGUUGAAUAUCGAUUUUGUACGCAUUUUGUUAGAAAUAUGUAAUAAAUUUUUACUAUUAAAUGUUGUUUUAGUUAAA